Molecule: messenger RNA, 3970 nt
Organism: Pseudomyrmex gracilis
Lineage: Eukaryota; Metazoa; Arthropoda; Insecta; Hymenoptera; Formicidae
Product: collagen alpha-1(I) chain-like
Exons: 5
Coding region: 96-2396 (766 amino acids)
Cellular component (GO): extracellular region
Molecular function (GO): chitin binding
Source: RefSeq, a predicted model, not a curated record
GUCACUGUCUCUGACUUACCUCUAGCACUGCGGUGUGUUUUUGUAACGGAUCGGUUGGACUCGCCCACUCCUCGAGGGUGCUCGCGCCAGCAAACAUGCGGCUACGCUUGCUCUGGAUCGUCUUGCUGGCUGUCGCUCGUACAGCUUUGGCUGACGAGGGAUAUAAUUAUCCCAGACCGACAAAUCAGCUUAUACCAGGUGGUCCGGGUGGAGGACCCGGUGCAAAACCGGGAGGAGGAUUUCCAGGAGGUCCCGGUGGAUAUCCAUCUGGUCCCGGAGGACCAGGAGGUCCUGGUGGGCCUGGUGGUUAUCCAUCCGGACCAUCAGGAUUUCCAGGUGGACGUCCAGGCGGUCAGCCAGGCGGACAGCAACCUGGAUUUCCGUCGGGUCAGGGACCGUCUGGUGGAUAUCCUAGCGGACGUCCUUCUAUUCCAUUUCCAGGAGGUGAACCAACGAGCAGGCCAGGGACGGGUCCAGGUGGAUAUCCGUCCGGUCCAGGUGGUGCACCAAGCGGGCCAGGUGCACGACCAGGAGGGUUUCCAACAGGACCAAGUGCUGGAUAUCCUAGUGGCAGACCUAGCGGACCAGGAUUUCCCGGACAAGGACCGUCCGGAUAUCCGAGCGGUGGACCUGGACAAGAAAGACCAGGAGGCCCCGGUUAUCCCAGUGGACGACCUAGCGGACCGAGUGGAGAAUAUCCUGGUCAGGCUCCUGGAGGUUAUCCCAGUGGAGGUCAGAAACCUGGUGGUCCGGGAAGUGGAUAUCCUAGUGGAGGACCAGGCGCUGGCUAUCCAGGAGGUGGUCAGAGACCUAGCGGUGGUCCAGGUCCUCAAGGACCAAGCGGAUACCCGGGACCGGGAGGCCCUCAAGGUCCUGGAGGUCAACCAGGCCCAGGUGGAGCACCUGGUGGAGGUUAUCCAAGCGGACCAGGAGCACAAAGACCAGGAAGUUAUCCGAGUGGUCCAGGUACACAAGGACCGGGUAGCUAUCCCGGUGAACCAGGCCCACAAGGUCCAGGAGGCUAUCCAGGUGGGCCAGGUCCACAAGGACCAGGAAGAGUUCCGAGUGGACCGGGUCCGCAAGGACCAGGACAAUUCCCAGUAGGCCCUGGAGGACCUGGAGGACCAGGAGAAGAUUAUGGCCAUGGUGAUGAAGGAACAUACGACGAAGGUGACUACUCAGCUAUUCCAGGAGAACCUGGUCGCGACUAUCCUAUAUAUAGUGAAGUACCGGAAACUAGUUUCCGUUGUGAUGCCCAACAAUUUCCUGGUUACUAUGCCGACGUGGAAGCCCAGUGCCAAGUUUUCCAUAUAUGUGCCAACAAUAAAACUUAUGAUUUUCUCUGUCCAAACGGAACAAUCUUCAAUCAGCAAUUCUUUGUUUGUGUAUGGUGGAAUCAGUUUGAUUGUAAUUCCGCACCAAACUUUUUCUAUCUAAAUGAAAAUCUUUAUGACUAUACUAUAAUGGGAGCACCGGGAGGUCAAGGAUUACCCGGAGGUCCUGCUCCAGGACCAGGAGGUCCAGGCGGUCCAGGCGGCCCUCAAGGACCAUCGGGACCAGGAGGUUAUCCAGGAGGGCCUCAAGGCCCAUCAGGACCAGGUGGUUAUCCAGGAGGACCUCAAAGACCACCAGGACCAGGCGGUUAUCCAGGAGGCCCUCAAGGUCCAUCGGGACCAGGCGGUUAUCCGGGAGGCCCUCAAGGNCCAUCGGGACCAGGCGGUUAUCCGGGAGGCCCUCAAGGCCCAUCAGGACCAGGCGGUUAUCCGGGAGGACCUCAAGGCCCAGCAGGACCAGGCGGUUAUCCAGGAGGUCCACAAGGUCCAUCCGGACCAGGCGGUUAUCCAGGAGGACCUCAAGGCCCAGCGGGACCAGGCGGUUAUCCAGGAGGUCCACAAGGUCCAUCCGGACCAGGCGGUUAUCCAAGUGGCCCUCAAGGACCAACAGGUCCAAGCGGUCCAGGUGGUUUUCCAGGACGACCUGGAGGUCCAUCUGGUCGCCCAGGACCUGGAUACUUAACACCACCAACAGGACCUCAAGGACCUCAAGGACCAAGCGGACCAGGCGGGUAUCCUGGAAGACCUCAGGGUCCUUCUGGGCCGUCAACAAGACCUCAAGGACCUAGUGGUCCAGGCGGUUAUCCGGGACCAAGCGGACCAUCUCCAGGAUAUCCGAGUCAGCCUCAAGGACCGCAAGGUCCAAGCGGCUAUCCCGGUGCUCCGAGCGGACGUCCACAAGGACCAGGUGGAUAUCCUAGUGGUAGACCAAGCGGCCCAUCAUUCCCAAGUGGGCCUGCAGGGCCAGGAGGUGUUCCGGGCAAACCCGGAUCAGGUUUGCCAUUCCCAUCGCAAGGUCCGUCACAGCCAGAUCGUGAGUACUUGCCACCGCGGGCUGCGUAAUCGUAAAACUAAACGCUCCAGCUGAUAUCUAACGAAUUUAUAAGGCUGGAUAACACGUGUAAAUACGAGCCCUUUUACUUGUGUAAUCUAAGUGAUAUCGAUUAUUCGUAUUGCAUUCAGUUUCAUACAUGUAUAGGAAAUCUGAUUAUUCUGCUUAUACGUUUCAUCAUCUUAGGGUUUUCCAUUCAUAGAAUUGAGAAUUUAUUCUGUUCACUUGAUUACUCAAUUAUUUAUUUGGAAAUAUAGAAUAACAAUUACAAUUAAUACAUCUUAACACAUAUCUUUAUUAAUAUAUUUUUAUAAUGUAACAGAAAAAAUUACACAAAAAGUGUAUUACUUUUUUUAGUUAUUUAAAAGUUCUAAAUUCGGCAUUCUGCCGUAAAAUUAUUUAUCGAUGCAUUGCCUCACAAAUACAAGUAUUUAACGGAAACCUUUUGAUGAAAUAUUAUAAUAUUGUAAGAUGUAUACGCUGGAUGUAUUCAUCGUCGUGUAAAACUUUACUAACUACCACUAUAUUAUGUCUAUAAGAAAUUUAAGUAUUGAUUCAUAUCUCAAUUAUUAUAUUAUCACAUAAAUGUGUUUUAACCAUAUUUUUAUUAAAAAUAAAAAAUGAAAAAAAGAUUUUUUUUAAUAUUACAUCGGUAACACAGGUAAACACUAUUUACAAUUGACAAUAUUGGCCUCAUUAAUAUAAUUAUUAAUAUUAAUAAUAAUUGCAUCUUGUGCGAACAUUGAAUACAUGCAGCUCUUGUAAGUAUUAAAUGCGACGUAUUUAUUUAUUCAGCUUUAAUGAAAAAACAUGGAUGUUACCAUUUAUACAAUCUUAUUAUUAUUGACAGAAAUGUAUAUCGGACAUUGUGUAUGCAAACAUUGUUACCAAGAAAAUCAAACGUUCGUGCGAUUAGAAAAACGAGAACUUGUUAAUCAAAAAUAACUUGUUAAUCAAACGCAAUUACAGAAUCAAAUGGUCUUAUUCUCCUUAAGAGAGAUACCUUACAAAGUGUCAUAAUACAAUUUUUUCACAGUUAUUUGUCAUUAUUAGAGAGACGCAACAAUUAUUAAUUACACAUGAACACACUCUAACUAAUCUGUUGCAAUGUAUGUUAUAAAUACACCUUAAGCAAGUUUACAUUCGUAGACAAUUAUACAAUAAACACUUUUUUAAAAUAAUGUAUAUAACACGAAUAAUAACACUCACACGUACACACAUACACGUACACACAACCACGGUACAAAAAUCUUAUAGUGUUUUUCUAAGAAUGUUAAAAAAUCUGUAAGAGUAAAUAUGCGAUGUUCAGGCUCAUGUGUAAAAUAAAAGUAACAGUUUUCCUUCCGAUCGAACAAUACUUAGUAAAAAAAAAAAAAAACAUUGUACAUUAUCUUAAGUAAUUAUCACUCAACAACAAAGCAGUGAGAGUCCGAUUUCUUUCAAGGAGCGUAUCAUUGUCAUAUAUAUAUAUAUAUAUAGUUAAGCAACGCAUGACAUAAUUAUAUAUACAUAUACCUAUAUUUUUAUAACAAUGGUUUGAGAGACUCCUAUUGUGGGAUGCCAUUAUGUAUAUUUUAUGCGCGAA